This is a messenger RNA of Spodoptera litura, 3638 nucleotides long. RefSeq lists its product as uncharacterized. Gene Ontology annotation, molecular function: metallodipeptidase activity. Lineage: Eukaryota; Metazoa; Arthropoda; Insecta; Lepidoptera; Noctuidae. Gene Ontology annotation, biological process: proteolysis. The record is from RefSeq and is a predicted model, not a curated record.
UAAUGUAACCUUCCACCCGUAGCACGGGCUCGGCUACACCGCCGCUACUAAAGCAUGCCGUUGUUAAUACGGCCACCAUUGUGUUCAAAUAACGAGACUAAUGUCACAUUAAAACAUCAUGGGGAGCACCUGUGGAACAAUUAAUAUUUGUGAAACUUUCAUGUGAUUUCUUCUUUCAUUUUUGAUUUACGUUGGCAUUUUCACAUUUAUCACAAAAUUGGAAGAAAUGAUCCAAGUCGAAAGCUUCAAGCGUCCGUCGCCGUCGCCGUCAAGAAGUUCCGUGCGGAGUGACAGCAGAGUAUUCCGGCAGCCGCGAGUUAUCACAGUGAACCGUGAUGCAGCCACUAUGGUAGACGGGGAAGCCAGCGGACAGGCUUCAGCAGGUGCCGCGCCCACGGACUGGGAAACACGCCUUACACAAAACGCCGCUCACUUCCGAUCUCGCACGUUUAGCGACGGUUUCAUCAGAAACACCAGUCUCGAGCUCCUGCUUGGAGUCGAUUGUGAGGCCUGCCUUGCCCUCGCUGCACAAAGACAAUGUCUCGACGAACACAUAUCGAAACAUGAUUUUGAUCUAGUUUGUAACUGUAAUGUGCAACAAAACAACUUUGUCAAUUGCCAUCGGAACGUCGAUCAGCGAGGCCACACUCUCAACAUCUACGACUUGGAAAGAAUUAAACGGGACACCGGCCGGAGCCAGCUCACUAUCGGAUCCCAUCGGAGCCUUGAUAGAAAAUACAACAAAAGUAGGACUAUCGGUGUGUCAAACUACAUUUCAAAACAGUUAAUAUCUUACGAUCCUAGGAAUACACUCGUGCAAAAGAUAAAAAGGAAGCUAUCUAACUUAAAAAAGAUGGGCGGCGAGGCAAUAUCAAAAAAACAUCAAAACGCUGUCCAACUGGCCGAGAUAACAUCAGGGUCGACGAGCUCUCUCAAGAAGGCAUCGAUGUUGUCACUGGCAGACAAGUCGCAAAGGAGAGUGAACAGUCAAAGUUGUAUAUUUACUUCGUCGGGCUAUCAAGGAAAGGAUGAUAAUAUGAAGAGUAACGUUUCUACGUACGCUAAUUUUUCUGGGAAUGUGGACCAAUGUUUUGAUAAACUCAGAGAUUAUAAUUUAAGUUCAGAUGUUAAUAGACGAACCUCACAAAAAAUGAUUAAAAUGAGGAGUUUUGAUAAUAACGAUAUACUUGUCACUAGAAACUCACCAGGUUUAGAAAGAACUAAAUUUUCUACUUUAGACAAUCGCAGUCGGUGCAAAAGUAUUAAACGGCAAAUGUCAUACAACGAUUUUCCAAGUGAACGAUAUCGAGAUAGAUUGUCGGAGACUUGGACGCGGGACGAGAGCACAAUGGAGUCGAGGAGCACUCGCAGUGAUUUAGUGGAUGACGACGCACAAACGUUCCUCGAGGGCGACGUGAUGGCGAUGAGCGGGCCGCGCGGCGCACACGCACUCUGCACCUGCGAGGCGCCGCAAGAAACCAGACUACCGUCUAUUUUUUACGACACCCACGGGAAAAAACGAGCGACGCCGGCCCCCGACGUAACAGAGCGCGGACAGGGACGGGUGUCCUGCAACGCAUGCAAGUCUCCGCAGUGGCUGUCCACGGGCACCACGUCCACCACCAGCCACAGCUCCACAACCACUGGGAACUCCUCUCGGUUGUCCUUAUGGCAUCGACGCUGGUGCUGCGUGGCGAUUUUGGUGCUGGUGGCGGGGACUGCGUGUGUCGCCGGGCCCCUGGCACUACGGGCCCCACCUGGAGCACCCUUGCACGAGCGACUACGCCUCGCCGAGCGCUUGUUACACGACACUCCACUCAUAGACGGCCACAACGAUCUACCUUGGAACAUAAGGAAGUUUCUACACAAUAGAAUUAAGGAUUUUAAUUUCGACGAGGAUUUGCGGACGAUAUCCCCGUGGGCAACAAGUUCGUGGAGCCACACCGACCUGCCUCGACUGAAACAAGGCCGAGUGGCCGCACAGUUCUGGGCCGCGUACGUGCCAUGCGACGCGCAGCACCGGGACGCGGUGCAGCUCACCUUCGAACAGAUCGACUUGAUACAACGCCUCACUGACAAGUACCACCCACAGCUGACACUCUGCACCUCCGCUGAAGAUAUAAUAACGGCGCAUACCAACCACAGACUGUGUUCUUUGGUGGGAGUGGAGGGAGGGCAUGCAAUAGGAGGCUCCCUUGGCGUCCUAAGAACGCUGUACCAAGUUGGAGUUCGAUAUCUGACGCUUACAUCUACAUGUGAUACGCCUUGGGCUGAAUGCGCGUCUGGAGAUAAACCUGAACCAUCGCCCCGAGGUGGACUUACGCCAUUCGGAAAGAUAGUGGUGAAGGAAAUGAAUCGCCUGGGCAUGUUGGUGGACUUGUCGCACGUGUCCGAGCGCACGAUGCGCGACGCGCUGGCGGUGUCACGCGCGCCCGUGCUGUUCUCACACUCGUCGGCGCGCGCGCUCUGCAAUGUGACGCGCAACGUACCGGACGCUGUGCUGCGCCUACUCGCCGCUAACAAAGGGCUCAUCAUGGUCAAUUUUUAUACGUCGUUCCUUACUUGUAAGGAUACUGCAACAGUUCAAGAUGCCAUUGCACACAUUAAUCAUAUAAGGGAUGUAGCCGGUGUGGACAGUGUAGGCCUUGGCGCUGGUUACGACGGCAUUAAUUAUACUCCUCAAGGAUUAGAGGAUGUGUCGUCGUAUCCACUGCUGUUCGCUGAGUUGAUGGAAGAAGGUUGGAGUAUAGAGGAACUUAAGAAGUUAGCAGGUCUGAACCUUCUUCGUGUGAUGGGAGCUGCGGAGAAGGUAGCGCGCGAGCUCGCGGCUGCCCGCGUCGCGCCGUACGAAGACGUGGCGCCUAAACCGUUUGACGCGCACAACUGUUCUAGCCAAGAUCUUUAACUCAAUCCUAUCUAACACCAUUAUUCACUUCAAAAAUUAACUUAACCUAUAAUGUCGUUCUCGAACAAUUUUUGUUACUUAGAAUUUAGAAUAUUGAUCAGGUUAAGAUAAUUCUUGAAAAGACUGUUUGUUACCUUUUAAAAUAUUUUUGUUGAUUGUUGAAAUUUGUUAAACCCUUAAAUCGAACUCGGCGCGGUGUUGUGUGUUUGUGAUCAGCUACUUUGUGGAACUUUCCGAUAUAGUGACAUUUUAUUCAAAGUUAAUAAAAAAAAACACUUCUUGCGCCCAAACAACAUUGAUACACAAUAAAUAGAGGUAUACAAGUAAUAUUUUUGAUCCAGCAACGCACAGUCAAGGAUCUGAUAAUAGUAAUAAAUAAUAGUCAUCUAUCUCACUCGAGUCUCGGCCGGGACACAAUAGCCACGCAUUACUUACCUACCAUAUCUAAUCAAUUUGUAAACAUAAGUAUUGUUUGCUCUACGACACCACUACUAUCUAUGACCGUUCCUUAAUUAACUUUUUGCGCAUAAUAUGUUACAUACAAUGUAUUACAAUAUCUACCUACUUCGUAUUGUAUCUGCUAGUACUUAUGGACCGAUACUGUCUAGACUAUCUAAUGUUGCAUAUUACUUACAACAAAUUGAGAAAUGUGAAUGACGCUUUUUUUUUCAAUUAAAACGUUGCCCCAAAUUAGGAUUUUCUCCUGUGUCGUGGGUGCGUUUACAAACAUACA